AUGAGUUUAUUAAACUUCAAUCCUGCUGUUAGGAGUGAAAUAACUACGUAUGCAAUCUAUUGUGUAAGGUAGUCCACGGUCAAAAAAAGUAUUGGCUACUCUUGGCUUAGUUGUUUAGGAUCUCUAUUAUCCAACUAGAGACGAGAUCUUAUUAUAGGGAGUCUAAUUUGAAGAUGUUGAUUAUUAUGUUGAAGCCAAAUUGUAGCAUAUGCGUGAUAGAGUCGAUAGAUUCUUAGAUUAUGUCAGAUAAGAAUAUUCCAAUUCUUAGGAAGAUCAUGAACGAAAUGUAACUUAUCAACUAUUUUCUAGUCUCAAUCUAGUCAAUUGUAAUUGAGUUAAUCUUUUAUGUAAAAGCAAGAGUAAAUUCUAAGAACAUUAUAAAACAAAUAGAAGAUUGAAAUAGAAAGAGAAAUAUAAACUGAAAUGAAAAUGGAAGAAAUGAAAAAGAAGAAUUAAUUAAAAGAAAAGCGAAUAGAAGAAUUAAGGAAAAUAUAAGAAGAAGAGUUUCAUCAAAGAAUGUAAGAGAAAGAAGAAAAAUUGAUAUUACGAGAAUAAAAACUUAAAUAGGCGAAAUUACAAGCGGACUUACAUAAUGAAGCUAUCAUGCGUAAAUUCUAAGAAGAGGAACUAAAGAUAUAAUAAAAAUAAGCAAAAUACGCUUUAAUGAAGCAAAUAGAGAAGGAAGAAAGGGAAAGAGAAAUCCAAGAAAAAAUGUAAAGAAGAGCUUAAAGAAUGUUUGAAUAAGAAUAACAAAUUUAGCAUGAAAAUGAGAUUAGAAAAAAAGAAUAUAAUUAGAAAUUAUAAAAUAUGGAAUAAAUGUUAGUAGAGAAGUAGUAAUAGAUUCGAUAAUACAAUUAAUUAAAAGAAGAAAGAGCUAGAGAGAAAUAUCAAAAUGCUUCAGCUUUGAAAUAAUUAGAAACUUAUUAGAUGGAACAAAGAAUACAUUCUAAAGAGAAAGAAAUAUAGAUGAGAAAUACUAUGUAAGAAUUCAAUAGACAAUAAUUGUUAAAAUAAAAAAGAAAUUAGGAAUAAUAAAAACAUCAAAUGAUGGAAUAAAAGAAAUUUUUAAUCAGUCAAGAAUUAAAUAAAAGAAACUAAGAUUAUUUUAGUUAAGAGAAAGAGAGAGAAUUAAAGAAAUCUAGAUUAGAGGAGUAAAAGAGAUUAAAAAGAGAUGAAAGCAGUCUUAUAUUAUAAUCUCAUAUGGAAGAAGUAUAAAUGGUACAUUAAUUAAAAUAUUAAUUAGAAAUAAAGAUAUUUAGAUAAAUAAACUGAAUUGGAGAAUUAAAGAAUUAUGGCUUAAAAAUAAUAAUAAUUUUUAAAUGCUGAAGAAUUGAGACAGAAAAACAUUAUAAAUAUGAAGAGAAAAUAUGUUUAAGAAUUAUUGAAAUUAGAAGAUGCUGCUUAGAAUUAUUAAAUUUAGAAAAGAAAAGAAUAAUAUAGAAAUGGAGUCUUAUUAGAUGUAUAAUAAUCUAUAAUGUUAGAAAUUUGAAGAAACUGAUAGAAGAUUGAAGCAAUAAUAGACUGAAUAUUUAAAAUUAUAAGAAACUAAAAAGUAGAUGGAAAUUACUAUCUAAAAUGAAAAAAUUAGAAUUUUAGCAGUAUUAAACUCUAAAUUUAUAUAGAGGAAUUCGAUAAAAAAAAAUAAUAAUAUGCUGAAGAAAGAAGUAGUCAACAGAUCAGUUAAAUUGUUAAAGUUAAUCCAACUGAUAGGAUUUUAUCAAAUAAACCUAUAAAAACUAAAAGUGCAACAAGUUUUCAUUUACCACCAGCAAAAGAAUAAUAAAAAGAAUAAAAAUUAGCUUCAGAAAAUAGAUCUACUAAUAAUAAAAGUAAAAAAACUUUAGAUGAAAAAUCUAUGUCAAUUACAUCAUAAAAGAAAAGACAUUACUUUAUUUCUGAAGAAACUAUGAAAGCUGUUUAAUUAUAUGCAAAUGGAGAGACACUGAAAUAAUUUUAGAUUGAAAUCCGUCCAAGUAAAAAGAAGAGAUGA
Messenger RNA from Paramecium sonneborni, 1990 nucleotides. The record is from the annotation of a GenBank genome assembly. NCBI's taxonomy places the organism in Eukaryota, Ciliophora, Oligohymenophorea, Peniculida, Parameciidae.